Rhodamnia argentea is the source of this 2196-nucleotide messenger RNA. RefSeq lists its product as uncharacterized. Bases 156 to 2114 code for a protein of 652 amino acids. The transcript has 14 exons. Lineage: Eukaryota; Viridiplantae; Streptophyta; Magnoliopsida; Myrtales; Myrtaceae. The record is from RefSeq and is a predicted model, not a curated record.
UCUGAGCACCAGUUCCGUCCCGUAAUUUGAUCCUACGUGCUUGCAUCGGUCAACUAAUCUCUUUCUGUAAUUUCUCUCUUGCGACGCAGGUGUGGUUCUUGGGCAGCUCCCAGCCAAGAACUUUAUCUUUUGAUAUCGAGUGUCCAGCACGGUUGAUGGAGAAAAAUGUUGGGCAUGGGGUUCGCAACUCCGUGGUCAAGCAGAGGGUGAAUCCCAAGAGGCUGAGGGAUAAGGUUUGUAUCGGCUGUGGAGCUGGAUUUGGAGGCGACAGGCCUUUCGCGGCGCUCAAGCUGCUGCAGAGAGUGGAAGAGCUGAAUUACCUUGUCCUCGAAUGCUUAGCGGAACGAACUCUCGCCGAACGCUACCAAGAAAUGAUGUCCGGUGGCGACGGUUUCGACUCUCGAAUUUCAGAAUGGAUGGCUUUGCUGUUACCUUUGGCUGUGGAAAGAGGAACUUGCAUUAUCACCAAUAUGGGUGCAGUUGAUCCAAUUGGUGCUCAAGCGAAAGUGCUAGAAGUGGCCAGCGGGCUAGGCCUUCAACUGAAAGUUGCUGUGGCUCAUGAGGUUUCAUUUGCAGAAGCAGGUGAUCAAGGGUCCAGAAUCUUGCAUGAGAGAUCAAAUACUGCGGAAGGUGGUAUUAGCACAUAUCUUGGAGCUGCCCCAAUUGUCGAGUGUCUUGAGAAGUACCAACCGGAUGUAGUUAUUACUUCCAGAGUUGCAGAUGCUGCCUUAUUUUUGGGUCCAAUGGUGUAUGAAUUGGGUUGGAACUGGGAUGAUCUAAAUUUAUUAGCACAAGGAUCUCUGGCUGGUCACCUUUUAGAGUGCGGCUGUCAACUCACUGGAGGAUACUUCAUGCAUCCAGGUGACAGAUAUCGCAACAUCUCUCUUCCAUGUCUUUUAGACCUGUCACUCCCUUAUGCCAAAGUUAGUUGUGAUGGAGGAGUCUGUGUAGCAAAGGCAGAUGGCAGUGGAGGAGUUUUAAACUCCAGUACUUGUGCCCAGCAACUUCUUUAUGAGAUUGGUGAUCCAGCGGCAUAUGUUACUCCUGAUGUGGUUAUAGAUCUUCGAGAUGUUACAUUUCAGCCAUUGUCCAACCAUGAAGUGAGGUGUCUUGGAGCGAAACCAUCUGCGAGAUCAUUACCUGAUCAGCUCCUGCGAUUGCUUCCAAAGGAUGCUGGGUGGAAAGGAUGGGGAGAGAUAUCCUAUGGUGGUUUUGAAUGUAUCAAUCGUGCUAAGUCUGCUGAAAUUUUGGUCAGAUCGUGGUUUGAAGAAGUAGUUCCUGGCCUUAAUGACUGCAUAGUUUCUUAUAUUAUUGGAGUGGAUAGCCUGAAGGCAACAAGCUUGGUCACUGGGUCUUCUGCUUAUGAGGCGGUUACAGAUAUUAGGUUAAGAAUGGAUGGAUUAUUUGAGCUGAAAGAACAUGCACUCCAGUUUGUGAGAGAGUUCGCUGCAUUAUACACUAAUGGACCUGCUGGAGGCGGUGGUAUCUGCACCGGACACAGGAAAGAGAUUUACCUUGGGAAGGAACUGGUUGGCCGUGAACAUGUGUAUUGGAAAGUUGGAGCAAAGCAAAGUAUGGAAAUGGAGUCAAAUGAUCGAGUGGCUUGCCUCAAUGAUUCAAUGAGAAUCCAUGCUGUUCACGGGCCAAUUGCUCCACAAAUAACAGAGGAAAAUGAUGAUGGGGACUUUGUUUUUAAAUCUGAUGCUUCUCCUGCCCCUGCUGGAAAGGAGAUUCUGCUGUACAAAAUAGCACAUAGUAGAGCUGGAGACAAAGGAAAUGACUUGAACUUCUCCAUCAUCCCACAUUGCCCUACAGAUUUCGAGAGGUUAAAGGUGAUCAUAACACCGGUGUGGGUAAAACGCGCUGUCUCUUCGCUUCUGGAUGCCUCCUCAUUUCCAGAUUCAGAUGCCAUAGUGAAGAGAGACAGGUGGGUGGAUGAGCACGUAAGCGUGGAAGUUUAUGAAGUGAGGGGUAUAUGUUCAUUGAACGUCGUGGUCCGGAACAUCCUAAAUGGUGGCGUCAACUGUUCUCGUAGGAUUGACCGCCAUGGAAAGACAAUAUCGGAUCUCAUAUUGUGCCAGAGAGUUGUGUUGCCUCCUCUAUCAAGUGUUUGACUAGCUCAGUUGCAUCAAACUAAUCCUAAAUGGCGAAUUACCAUUGAAACUAUAGCUUUCUGCUGUUUUUGGAGUUCAAGGA